UACUCUUAAAUACCCAAAUAGAUAAAGUAAAUAUAAGAUUUCAGGUACUAAUAGUCAUAUUAAUCAGUUUAAGAAAGAUUGUGCUCAAGUUUGGUCACACUCCCUAGCAUCUCCCUAGACUGAAGGCACAGUACAAUACUGUAUUUAUAUAAUUAAGAAUGCCGAAGGCUCCAGUACAAAAAAAAUGCCGUGUGCACAAGGAGGUGAGCCGAGUAUGCACGAAGGCAGGCGUGAAAGGAGCUAAACCAGCAUCAGGUGUGCUUUCACAGGGGCUUGUUUUCAAUACAGAUUUAGGUCAACAUAUCCUUAAGAAUCCACUUGUCAUCACCUCCAUGGUUGAAAAGGCUGGAUUAAAGACAACGGACAUUGUACUUGAGGUUGGUCCAGGAACAGGAAACAUGACUGUAAAACUUUUGGAACGAGUCAAGCGAGUGAUAGCAUGUGAAGUGGACUCGCGAAUGGUAGCAGAGUUACACAAGAGAUUUCUUUCUACCCCCCUGCACUCCAAGCUGGAUAUUAGGAUUGGUGAUGUGUUGAAGGCAGAUCUGCCUACGUUUGAUGUGUGUGUGGCAAAUUUGCCUUACCAGAUUUCAUCACCAUUCGUCUUCAAGCUGCUACUUCAUCGGCCGAUCUUCAGAUGUGCCAUACUUAUGUUUCAGCAGGAAUUUGCUGAGCGUUUAAUUGCCAGGCCUGGUGACAAGUUGUACUGCAGACUAACUGUCAAUACUCAACUGUUGGCAAAAGUUGAUCAUCUAAUGAAAGUUGGCAAGAACAACUUCAGACCACCUCCUAAGGUCGAGUCAUCAGUCGUGAGGAUUGAGCCAAAGAAUCCAGUGCCAAAGAUAAAUUUUUCAGAAUGGGAUGGACUCCUGCGGGUUGCUUUUGUUAGAAAGAACAAAACACUAGCUGCUGCAUUCAAACAAUCUUCUGUACUGCAGACAUUAGAAAAAAAUUACAAAACUUGGUGUUCACUGCAUGAGAAAAAGAUUCCUGAAGAUUUUGUUAUGAAAGAAAAAGUAGAAGACAUUCUGAUUGAUGGAAAAUUUGACAAGAAACGUGCAAGGCAUAUGGAUCAAGAUGAUUUCUUAUCUUUGUUACAUGCUUUUAAUAAAGAAGGAAUACAUUUUGUAUAGGUAUUUAAAUAGUACAGUAUUGUGUAGGGAAUAUAUUUUUCAUACUAUUUGCAAGGUCAACAGUUCAGGGCCCCUUGUCUAAAGGAUACCUGCUUUGUUCAGACAGCCUCUAACUUGCAUUAAGAAUGGGGGUUGAAUGUAUAUUUUUGUAAGCUUACAGAUAUUAAACGUCAAACUUGAUGUUAAUUGAAUGUACAACAUGAUAUCCAAGUGACAAGUUGACAUACAUGAAAACCUGUUUCCUGUACAUUAUCUAGAUAUUGCCAUAUCUUCAUUAUAUGAAGCUUGGCACUCUUCUUAUUUAUUUAUUUAGGUAUAUUAUUUUUCAAAUUAUAUUUAUUCUGUAUGCCCUUCCUCUUUCAUGGCAACAUGGAAGGUGGUGGAGGUGGGGAGGGAAGAUUGCAUGUUCCAAUGGUCUGAAGGACAGUUGAGUUUGUCUUGUUGAUGUCUGUCUUCUGGUCAAAGGAAAAGAAACAAGCUGUUUUCCAUCCAUCAGGGAUGAGCUGUGUGGUCAUGUUUGGCUGUAAGGCUGUGUCCCCUGUGUCUUGAUUCUUCCUGUUGAGGAAUAGAGCCAAGUUGUGUAUCUAACCCACAUUUUAUGAGAUUAUUUGUUAUAUGGUGGCACUGAUCUUUGUUGCAAUGCCAGAGAAAUUGUCAGUUGUAUGUAUCAUGGUACCUUCCAAUUUCUAAAAAAAAAAAAAGUAAUACAUUAAAUACUGUUGCCAAAGACCUAAAACGAAUGUUCUCAUAAUUACCAUAUUUUACUUCCUCCACAUAGUAAGUCCUGAGGUGAAUAGCCACAAUACCCUUGCCUGAGUCAAGGUAUAUGUAUUUCUGUGGUGAGCCCCAAAAGCUCCGUGGAGCCUCUGUGACUCUCCCAGAAAAUGGCGUUUCAUUACAUUCAACGCUGUUUUUUUUUUUUUGAAGCAUUAAUUUUGCUUGCAUCCAGAUAAACUCCUAAAGUCACCUUUUGUAACAAACCUAUAAAAGACAUUACAGUUAUAUGUGUUUUUUCCAGUGGAGAAAUGUUUUGUGUUUUACUAUUACACUAUUACAAUCCCACAGACAUUGCAGGGUAAUAAUGAAAUUCCACAUUACUUGCAUUGUUUAAGGGGGGAAGAAUAGAGGGCUAAGGUUUGGUAUGCAGUGCUAGAAUUUUGUUGUAACGUUUUAAACCUAUUAAGUUUGGCAGGAUUAUAUAUCCUGUGUUGUUGGUAUUUAUUUAAAACAUUGAUAUUGGUGCUAGUCAGAAUGGAAGUCAGUUCUGUGACUUUACAUAUGUUAGUUCUUUGCCAUCAAAUAACUGGGUUGCUAAUAAAUGUAUCAAAUUUCAUAAAUACCCGGUACUGUAUAUAUAUUGUCAUUUGAUAAUGUGUUUGUUGUCAACAGAAAAAUGUUGAAGCUUGAUUAUUUGAUGACAAGGAAUAAUGGAUUAAUGGCUCAUGGUGGUAAUAUAUCUGCAAAUGUAGAUAUGUUCACCUUUUGUAGAUAGCUAGCAAUAGGAAGAAUUCUCAUAGUUAUUGUAAUUUUUUUAAACGUUUGACUAGUUUGUGUUGCUUGCAAUUUGCAUUAGUGUUAUAUGCCAAACUUUCCACAGUGUAAUAUUUAUUUAUAUUUUGUAAUACAAUAUAAGAUUUUUGCCAUAUUUGAAGUUUUAUAUUAUAGAGAGGGAACAUAUAAAAAGUAAAACAAUUUAGAUGAAACAAAUUGAAAAUGUUUUAUUCCUUCGUUUGUUUUUCAUGGUUAAACAAAACUGUUGUCAUAAACUACAGAAUGCUUUUAAUCUUUCACUGAACCAUAACGUGUUGUUUUUCCUAUUACAGGAGUUGAGCUUGAUAUUUGUACUGUACUGUAUUAGGAAUUUUGGUUAGGAUGAAACAAAUUGUGCUGCAACAAGCUGGCUUAUAUCCUUAGAAUUUACAGUUAUUUUUCAUUGUUUAUAAGCCAAACUACUCUUAUCUAUAUAUUUCAGACAAAAGCUUGAAGCUUUAAAAGAAGGAACAAUUAAAAAGGGUUUAGAUGACAAAAUAAAUUAAUUAGCAAUUUACAAAUUAAUGUGAAAUAGAUCAAUUUUGAAAUUAUUAAUGCUAUAUGUAACUAAGAAAAUAAAAGUUAAUCAUUGCUUAA
This is a messenger RNA of Procambarus clarkii (red swamp crayfish), 3260 nucleotides long. RefSeq names its product dimethyladenosine transferase. Lineage: Eukaryota; Metazoa; Arthropoda; Malacostraca; Decapoda; Cambaridae. Gene Ontology annotation, cellular component: nucleolus. Gene Ontology annotation, biological process: rRNA methylation. Gene Ontology annotation, molecular function: rRNA (adenine-N6,N6-)-dimethyltransferase activity. The record is from RefSeq and is a predicted model, not a curated record.